Messenger RNA from Ylistrum balloti, 2675 nucleotides. Its product is annotated as DNA-binding protein P3A2-like. The record is from RefSeq and is a predicted model, not a curated record. Gene Ontology annotation, cellular component: nucleus. Gene Ontology annotation, biological process: regulation of transcription by RNA polymerase II. Gene Ontology annotation, molecular function: DNA-binding transcription factor activity, RNA polymerase II-specific; RNA polymerase II cis-regulatory region sequence-specific DNA binding. Lineage: Eukaryota; Metazoa; Mollusca; Bivalvia; Pectinida; Pectinidae. The transcript is spliced from 9 exons. Bases 134 to 1639 code for a protein of 501 amino acids.
AUUAAGACCCUUGUUUUCCACGCCUGUCUGACCAUAGUCCUACCGAAAACUGCAAAUAUGGCGGCCGCAGGCUCAGAGAUGUUUGUAAAGCCAGUAUGUGUGAACAGAGGUGAGUUGUUGGCGUUGUACAACAAUGAACAAUCUCCAUGUUACAUCGACGGGAGGAAUGACAAUCUGUAACAUGAACAACUCUAACACAGUGACGAUUAACACUUCUCACAUGAACAGUCACAUGAACUCUGGCAUGAUUAGCGAUGACAUCAGUGAGCCAAGUUCUCCGGAGAGCUCACAGUUCGAUGCCUCUGAUCUCCUACGCAAUGCGGUCACAGACGAUGUAACUGCUCAGCUGGCAGCAGCUGGUACUAUUGGAAUAGCAGCUGCUGCAGCGAUUGCCUCCAGUAAGAAACGGAAACAUCCACAUCAUUUUGAAACAAACCCCUCAAAACGGAAACGACAACAAACAAGAUUACUAAGGAAAUUGAAGGCUACCAUUGAUGAAUACACAACACGUGUGGGGCAGCAAGCUGUAGUGUUAUGUUGUACACCUGGUAAACUCAGUCAGUCUGUCCAGUCCUUCAAAGUGUUUGGAUCACAACCAUUAGAAAAUGUGCUACGGAGCAACAGAAAUGUUGUGAUGCAGGAGCUAGAAUCUUCUUUAGCAGACCAGGCACCUCCAGCUAAUAAUGAGAGUACUGGAUUACAUGAGUUACCUCCCUUAGUUAUUGAUGGCAUUCCAACACCUGUUGACAAAAUGACACAGGCCCAGCUGAGAAACUUUAUUCCUGAAAUGCUUAAAUAUUCAACGGGUAGAAGUAAACCAGGAUGGGGGAAAGAAGAGAGCAGACCUAUCUGGUGGCCAAACGAUUUGCCAUGGGCUAAUGUUCGCAGCGACGCCAGGACAGAGGACGAAAAGAAAAGGGUAUCAUGGACAGAUGCCCUUAGAAAUAUUGUGAAGAAUUGUUACAAACAUCACGGCAGAGACGACCUACUACAGGUGUUUAUGGAGGAGAUGCCUGGAAUGAUGCAGGUGCAGACAGGCACAAACACAGCAGCAUUUGGUGGCACCAUGGUGCAAACGAUUAACAACCCAGAUGGCACGGUGUCCAUUAUACAGAUUGAAACAGGCCCACAGUCUGUGGUCACACUUCCAGAUGGUACUCAGGCUACUGUUGUACAUGCAAUCCAGCAACAGCAGCAACAACAAGGACAACAACAUUUAACACAACAUGAGGCCACGCAGGCCGUACAGACACUGGCGGAAGUCGCAUCCAACCAGAAUGACCUAUCACAGGCAUUAAGUGCACACAUGACACCCGUAUCUCUAGAGAUGAACGCAGAGAGCACUCCUCAGCUCACCACACUUCCCAUCAAUCAAAAUGGACAGAUCAUCCUGGCUGGGGAUGCCCAGAUCGGUGGUAUAGUGACCAUUCCUGUAUCCAUGUACCAGACGAUGACAGGAGGGUUAACAAAUCUGGGAGACACACAGCAUGCCGGUCUUAUCCAAGGGACAAUGUCGCAAUUCACAACUGACCGCAUCAACACAAUGACCACAAACAAAACACAUUCUAUGGUACCGGACGCCACGCAGGCAGUGGAAGUAAUGACCGUUGACCAGCAACAAGUACAGAAUCAAUCUUAACAGUGUGUCAUUGUUAUUGGGGAGGGAUAAUGGGGGUCACUAGUUCCACGCUAGUACCAACUUAAGUCUUAAAUAUUAAUUUUUGUCGAAAUUAAAAAAAAAAAACGAGACAAAACUAUGAUAAUGUAAACAUUUCGUUUUCUGUCUCGUAGCAAUUGAGUGAAAGUCUUUUUCAGAUCAUGGUUGCCGUUAUGUUAACCUCUUUCAGAAUCAUGGUUUAUAUAUGAAGUGCAACAUGUUGACACCAUUUUUCUUGGCAUUUGUAUUUGCUGGUAUUUGAAUUCUUUAAUAUAUUCUUGUUUUGCUGGAGAUAUUCAAAUCUACCCAUCUAGAUAUCUCUGAGCAUUACUGAGUGACUGCUUGUGUUGAGCUAAACUUUAGGUGAUGAGAAAUUUAUUUGUCAAGAAACAAAAAAACAAUUAUGAUAAAGGAAGGCAGUAUUUAAUGUGAUGUAUGUAAUUUGUGUGAGGAACCUGUAACAAGCUGUAAGUGUUUUUUCUCAGAUGAAACUGGUUUGCAAUAAUAAUUUCCUGAAAGGGUUGAUAUCCUUAGGGAUAUUCUUGUGAACCAUCUCUCCUGCUCCAGGACUGUAAGCUUUAUUAAGAGGUACCAUCCCUAACAUUCAGUUGAUAAUUUGCAUGGAUGAGAAACCAAACGAUGGAUAGAAGGGAUUUUUUGAGAGUCUUUAGGUCAAGUGAAUGUUUACUGGAAUAUAAUCCUGAUAUGAAGAGAUUAAAUUCAUUUUGAUAUAGUACGAGACUUAUAUCAGAUAAACUAUUAAACAAUAAACAAAACUAGACAAGAUACUUUGUUGUAUGUAUAGAGAGAAUACAUGAACUUGAUUUGAACAAUAAGACAUAUAAAUUAUAUAUUUAUUUUUUUCUAUUGAUCAAGAACUGGACCGAUUAAACAACACUGGCUUAUUGAUACAGCUACAUUUUGUUAGAUAUUUUCAUUUCUAUAAAAAGGGAAAAUUGGUUUGUUUUUUAUUAGAAAAAAAAAGAUGAUGUAUACCAAUCGCUUUAUUUGGGAUCUG